Messenger RNA from Thlaspi arvense, 417 nucleotides. NCBI's taxonomy places the organism in Eukaryota, Viridiplantae, Streptophyta, Magnoliopsida, Brassicales, Brassicaceae. The record is from the annotation of a GenBank genome assembly.
AUGGGGAUUUCAUGGAGCAGCAACAAGAGGAGGACCAGCAAUUACUAUCACAAUCCUUACCACCACCCACAUCCUCACCUCAUUGCUUCGUCUUCUUCCUCUUCUUCUUACUCUUAUGCCUCCGAGUCCUACCCUUACCCUGCGCCCACUCCAUAUGCUUAUCCUGCGCAACCCCUUCCCCCGCCGCCGGUGCCUCCAAUUUGUCCUUCUCACUACUACUACGGUGGGUACAGUGCGUGCAAUUACGCAAACCCUACUAUUAAUCGGCCACCGGGGUACGUAGAUCACCAGGAGGCCAAAAAGGUGAGGAAUGAUGUGAAUGUGCAUAAGGAUUCUCUGCGGCUGUUGGCUGAUUCGCAGAACCCUGAUCAUUAUCUGGUCUCGUUUGAUUUCGAUGCGUUGUUUGAUGGGAGGUAA